AUGGUCGGAAUUAGAGUUGAUCUGCCUUCAGAGCGACCUCAACAACGGCCUUGGUUUCGGUCUCCUGGGCAACAAGACCACGGGGGUGCUGGUGAGGAACAUUGUUCCCGGUGGGAACGCCGAUUCGGUGAGUCCACGUCUUCCCCUCCCUCAACGCCUGAAAUGAUCGCGAAAUCUGCUUGUCUAACAAAUUCUGUGACGGUUGGAAACCUUCGACCGGGAGACCUAAUCAUGCGUGUCGGAGACGUUUCGACGCGGGGCAUGGGUCCAGACCAGGUGGCGCGUCUGCUUCGCCAGGCCAUGAUGACGAGUUUUGCGCACGCCGCCAGCACAUCCGGAGAGACGAUGGUGUCGCAUCCAGCCUCUGUGUCCUCCUUUUCUACUUCCCACUCAACCAGCUCCAUUUCCGCAGCUUCAACCUCAGUGUCCGGAGGUCUUCCAGUGAGGCUGGUGGUCUCCAGACCUGCUCAAGGUCGUCCGGCCGCUCUUGCCGAGGUCUACGAGGAACAGAAUCGACAAAUCAGCCAGCGACAACCCCUCGGUCCGUUGUGGUAUGUUCACGCUCUGCAUGAUCCAUGUGAAGCGCUAGACGAACCGCUCGACCACCUAACGGAUCUCAUGCUUCCACAGGCCCCACCAACGACUACGCAGGCUGAAGUUAACACGCGGCCACGAGUUCCUUCUACGGCGACCGAUACUGCCUCCGAGGUACCCAAUUCUGUCACCAAGACCACUGACGUACACGAAUCAUCUUCUAGUCAAGAGGUUGGUGAACGUAAACGCAGAGAGCAUCAGCAGUUAAAACCUCAGCUCAUUUCGAUGCAUCUAAUGCCAGAUUUUUCUUAUCAGAUGCAGUCGGAGCUAAUUCAACCACCCUCUUUACCUCCUAAUGAUGAUGAUGAUAAUCUCAGUUUUGAUACGACGCAGGCAAUCACCCCCUCCACAUCGAUUACUUCACCAAUUGUCAGCGUGGACGAACAAAGCCAACCGAAUGAGGCCCUGGAGAGUUGUGUGGAGUUUUCUGUGCUCUUAAGGAAACCCCCGGGUGGACAGAACGUCGGUCUGGGACUGAUCAUUGUCGGAUACGUGUCGGGUGAUCCCGAUCACCACCCAACAAGAAUGACACCGCAAAAUAGCAACACUCAUUGCCUUCUAUGGUUCUCCCACAUUGAUGAUUGUAUUCAGGUUAACGGCGUCGAUUUGAAGACUCUCUCGAACAAGGCAGCCGCCAAUUUACUCAAACACUCGGGUCCUGUCGUCCAUCUCACCUUCCUCCGCCACACUUCCGGUCAGGUCUGUGAGCAACUCAAACAACUAGUUUCUCCUCCGACAAGACCUUCGAGGACGUGUCGUGCGUUGGCGACCCUUCCGUUUGGACUUUGUCGAAGACCUCAAAAGAGGCGUUCUCGGCGGAAUUGCGAAACAACUGCGCAUCCCACGUACUCAGCGAAUAGUUUAAAACCCCUUGCCAUAUACAUUCCCAGCAAUCACCAAAAGCCGUUCGGUGUCUGUCCGGCACAAAGUGAGAUCCUCGUUGCACCGGAGCUAAAUUCGGAGGAGUCAGACGACUCCAUCUGCCGAGUUCCCAGGGAAACUGCACCAGUAGCCGGGUCGUGGACGUGCCAGAGCCUCCCAGUGCUGUAUGCAAACUUGAGGGAACCGUCUCCGUCGCCUACAUCCUGCGAAACCGAGGCAAUUUUACAGUCUUCGACUCCGUCUGUGUUCCAAGGCGAACAGACAACAUCAUCCACGGCUGCCUCACUUACCUUAAACAGUUCUCCACUGGAGGAAACAGAUGAGACCGAAGAGUCGACGGCUGACACUUCCUCGAUGCAUUCGCGAUUAAACUGGACAAUUGGAAUGAUCGAAUCAGUUUACUUAAGAGCUGCAGUGCAUUUCGUUGCCCGUAACAAACCGCCCGGCCGUUCUAUUCGUCGGACAGUGAACACACUCGGCGUGCCCUUCGUCUGCGAAACAGUGCUGGUGACAUUUAGCACAGCGCUGGGCGGUGUGGCUCGGUAUUCUAGCAUGCCGCCGCAUUUCCUUCGUUCAACCCCUUGCCCUGGACCCGCUCGCACACCUGCGUCCAUUCCAUUUCUCCGCUUCUGGUGGUUCUGCACACGCACACAGUCUAGCUCUACGCCGAACUAUUUAUGUGCUAGCCAGCCGUGGACUCCGGUUUACGUUGGGCCUUUUUUUCACUCGCAUUUUCACCAACUACCGCCCCUCCGCAUUCCAAACAAAUUUGUCGCAGAAGUCUGUCAACCACGGGAAGGCAUUCACGCACAGGCACCACCACCAUCAUCAUCAUCCCACCACGCCGGCUUUGUUCGUCACGGCUUUGGUUUUGUCCCCGAGCGUGGUUUCCGCGCGAAGCCUGUUUCUGCGUCCACGUGUGCUGCAGGCUUUUUGUGUCUCCCGUUAACGGCCGUCACUUUAUCGAUUUUUAUCCUAGCUGGUCGGGCACCGCCGGAGCUGAUCAAGCUGAUGGUGGAUGUGUGGACUCCAAUCGUUGGACCUAACAAAGAAAUCAUGGUAAGGUUUGCCUUUGAAAUGACACAACCGCUAAUUGUAAUCCGGACAGUCCGACCGAAGAACAUGCGGGUGCUUGGGAUUUCGCUGCAGGGCUCGACUCUGCUGGAUGCCUCGGAGUCCACACCAGACAAGCUGUCAGAAGCGGCUGCGGAGGACGACGCCACCGCCACCGCCUCGCCCUCGCGUCACUUCGUCCACUCCGUCCUCCCCAACAGCCUCUUCGGCCAACUCGGUUGUCUUCAGCGCGGCGACGAGAUCCUCCAGGUACGGCCGCGAGCCAUGCACCGCCUUCCGACUCUCCAUCCAACACACGCAUUUCGCCACGAAUUCGACACGCGUUGGCGUUGUUAUUGCAGCGUUAAUGGCUACCGCCUACACGGCUACUCGCACGUCGAGGCUGUGCGUUGUCUGCGAUGCCUUCCCUCGCACAUUGAACUAGUGAUUGCACGCUCACUGGACGCCGGCCACGACGAAGGUCAGUAUUUCAUGGAAGACGUCGACGGAAACACGACGCUCCAGGUGGCGGCCAGCGAGAUCGGCUCGACGUUGACCGGAUUGGAGGACGGCGCCGGAGGUUCCACGCGAAAGGACUCCGGCGAUUGGCUCGGGGUGUCGCCUGUCGCCCUCCCCAACCAGCCACCGGACCUGCGCGUCUCCGAGUGGAUCCACAGAUCCCACUCGGACAUCACUUCCACCAAGAUGAUGCUGAACGGGUCCGCCGACUUGGUCAGUCGUCUGGCCACUCCACUUGAUGCCGUGUCUUCCCACGAAGCACCCACCUCGCCUCCGACCUCGUCGAUGUCGCUCUCCGCUGUUAGCAAAGCCGACGACAGUCUUCUAAGCCUCGACAACACGCGCAUGUCCACACUGCUUCGAAGCAUGAAGGUUCAGCGAAACCGUCUAGAUCCCUCUGGUGCCACUUCCAUGCUUCUGCCGGGAUCAGACCUCAAACCCACCUGGUCCAAGGUUCCGCUCAUCGUGAUGCUGCGCAGAGACACGAAAGGCUUCGGAUUCUCGCUCUCCGAAUUCGACGAUUUUGCGGUUUCCACGACCACAGUCCGUACUAGUUCAUUGAGGCGUCGAGCUUCUACGCUCACUCGUCGUCGCACAGUCGCCGGCGACAUGAACCUGACACCUGACCGUGUGUCCACGCUUCCACGAAGCGCCACCGCCGCGGGCGGCACGUUGUCGCGGCCCCGUCGAAGUGUCCUCCUGAUCGAUCUGAUCCAACCGGGCGGGUGUGUGGACCGCGACGGGCGACUGGCGGUCGGCGACAGACUCCUCUUCGUCAACGACCGCAAGCUCUCGAAGGCCAGUCUCGGGGAGGCUGCCACGGUGCUGCAAAACGUGCCCCUCGGCUACACGAUGAUUGGCGUCGCCAAAAUGAAACUCGUCCACGCCACCCCACAGCCACCUGUUGAGUCGCUCUCCUCGCCGCAGUUUGCGGCUCUGGUGUCGAGCGAUGACAAGUCACUGCCAUUGCAAGCCGUCGGUCUGUUAAUUAAAUCUGUUCCCUGCAUGGUGGCAGGCUGUACUGCCGUUCCCCCCUCAAACCCACCUCGUCCCCUCUACUAUCGAUCCGCGGUGAUCACUCGCGGCAAGCAUCUCUGGGGUGACGAGGGCUCGCCACUUUCCCCCUCUGUAGACCGCGUAGCCAAUCAGCUUGUCGAAGAAGUCCUAACUUUGGCCACACUGGCCCAUUCCGAGUCCCCAAGCACCAGCGAGUUCGCGUGGACGUACUCGAACACCUCGUCUACGGCUUCCUCCUUGGACAGUCUCGACGUGCUUCCGUUUGUCGAUGACCUCCUCGCCUCAGCACUCCAAAUCCUCUUGGAGACAGAAAUCGAUUCACGCGCCGAGUGUCUUAAACACCUUCCACUCCCUCCGCGGAGUUCAACGCUCCCCGUUGCACCAGGGGUCCGCUUGUUGGCCUCAAUUUGCGACACCCCAGCCCCCAUGGCAAUCACGGAACCUCAUGCUCUUGAAGAGCUUGACCAGGCUGGUGACGAUGAUGAUGAGGUUGAUAGUUUUGGGUCGUCGGAGAGCUCCACCGAAGAGUCUGAUUUCAGCAAGUCCUCCGAGGACUGGUUGGCGGGCCUGGAGUUUGUUCGCGACACCGGAAGCGACACCGAGGCCCUCAGGUCCUGGUCCCAGCCACCACCUCGUUGUCGUGCCGCGUGCUCGGGCGAUGUGGCGACGCGUCUGCGGGGCGAUCUGUGCACUGCGUGGAUGCUGCGCCAAAACGCCCACGAUCGUCAUAGUGGUGAGUUGCAGUCGGCGCCACUUCCCUCCGUCAGUUCACUCCCUUCCUUUGCAAAUCGUCCGCCGUUUGCUUGUCCACGUCCUGUGUUGCGUGGGGUCCAUUUUCUGUCGGCCGACGCCCUCCAAGCCGUUCCGACCGUGGAAGUGUGCCAGGCAGUGGGUUAUUCGUUGAAUUGGAAAUCACUGUUGGUCGUGGAUCUUGUGAAACGUUUCCGUCAACUUGGCGAAAUUGUGGCCGACAACACGGCUGUGGCGAUGUUCUUUAAAAAGGCCGCGCUACUAGUCAAGGAGGCGCUGGUCGCGGAUGAAUUCGCCAAGGAGUACGCUAAGGAUCACCCUCUGGACUUCUACUCACCCCUGACGCUGCAUCUGGAUGACAUGCCCUAUCAUGCCUCGACGCUGAAGGUUCCAGGAAUUGACGUCAAUGACGAGACAGUCGUCCGGGUGAAGACCAAUGGCUUGCCUCUGGGCCUGGAGUUGGACGCUCUGGCGGCGGGCGGACAAGACGGUUGUCGCGUCGUCAAGGUCCUUCGUGGUGGCGCCGUUGAGAAGGCGGCAGCCCUCGUCCCCGGGGACUACAUCACUCGCAUCAACUCCGACACCCUCAGAUGCGUCUCCAACGCCGAGGCCUUCCGCGUCCUGCGCAAAGUCUCCGUUGAAUGCAGCACUAUUGAAAUCGCCUAUUACCCCGCCGAAAAAGUGCUCGAUCACCGAGCCAAGCACAUGAAAGUUGGAUCCCUUGGCGUGGACAGUGCACCCGAGGCCUCCUUCAAUGACGCCAGUGACUCCAAGGCCUCCACCUCGGCCAUCGUUAGCCUGAUCGAGGACCUGCCACCGCCAGAAUUGAUCCUCACUACAACGCCCUUGUUGCUGGAAGCACCCUCCGCCGGAGCUUGCUGGACGCAGACCCGUGAAAUCAAACUGCUCAAACUUCCUCACGAAGCCACCUGGGGCAUCUUCAUUACAGGCGUUCCCCCCAUGCUCUGUUCGCCCCCAGGUCCCGAUAUGUGGGGAAACAACGAGGAUGAGGCAAAGUUGCCACCUCUGCCGCCGGAGGUUUCUCAGCCCGUUUUCAUCUCGAAGAUCGGCGACGACACGGCUGCCUCGCGUUGCGGUCUGCUGGAAUCCGGAGAUAUUGUCAUCGGCGUAAGUGCACCCGCUCUCUCCACCGUCACCACGCCUCUGGUAAAUGGGAUGGAUGCGACACGCGUGGGUUCGCGCACCGUCGCCGAGUGGCUCCAGACGGCAAACUUCGUUUCAACCUCAGCCUCCUCCUCCUCCGCUUCCGAUAACGAAAGUCCACAAACAGCCGAGUGGGCCUUCCUCUACCUCCUGGUGCUCUCCUUUCGCUCCGGAACGUCGUCAUCAUCACCGUCAUCUGGUAGGCGGGCGGUUGACCUUCAGUCGAUCCCUCCGGUCGCCCUCUUCGGUGACAUGACGUCGUCCGGUGGUGACUUCGACUGCAAAUCGCGUCCCGUCAGCUUCCUCGGCCACCCUGGCACCUUGGUGAGGUCGGCGUUCAUCUCCUCCAACGAGUCGAGCUCCAUGGAGGAGCCAACCUCUGUGGCGUCCUUGGAGCAACACGGCGACAUACCAGAACCCCUGGCCCUCUCCGACCUCGCCAUCACUCCCCCCAAGGGCCACGACAUGCCCCCUCUGCCCGCGAAUGGGACUCUCGACUCUUCUGAUGGCGGGUUCGCCUCUCUGGCCUACCACCACCCUGUCGCUCCGCCCAUCCCCUCUGUGCAGACGGUGGAGUCGCAGUCGGCGUGGCGCAACAUCGGUUCCACCAAGCUCACUUCGUCCCUCGCCCAAUUGACGGAGACGUAUCGAAGACCGGCGUUGGUGGAUGACGAGAUCCACGUGGUGACCCUGUCGCUGGCUGCGGCACGCUGUGGCGGAAGUAGCACAGCUGACUGCGAAGCAACCCUAGGCAUUCGAUUGGUCGGCCACCGCGACACCAACUUGCGUGGGGUGUUUGUGUGUAGUCUGCGCGAGAAGUCCCUCGCCGAUCAGACCCCGGGCCUCCAGGUCACCGACGAGAUUGUCCAGGUGAACAACGUCUGUGUGAUGGGUCUGACCCACGUCUCAGCCAAGCUCCUCAUCUCCAAGGAGGCGGAACUGGCGCGUCGGGGCACCGGAGGGGGUGGCGGUGAGGAGGAGGCGCAGAUCCUCCUCGUCAUCCGCCACAACGUCGUCUACAACUCGUCGGUGAUGGCUAGGCCGGCCGCGGGCACCACGCCCACCGCCUGCAGCCACUUCCUGCACAACCCCACCUUCGCCGCCCUCCGUGCGUCGUCGUCGUCGUCGCCGUCCAACACCACUCGUGAGUCGGGUCAAGUGAAGAGCUGGGACCGCAUAGUAGCCAUCAAUGGCGAAGCCGUCGACGACUACGACACAGCGCUGGCCAAACUGACGUUGUGUCGGCCCAGGGCGCAGCUGCGACUGGCACGUCUGAAGUCCCCGGCCGGCGUGCUGGGCACCAUUUCCGAGGGCGUUCGACGUCCCACACUUCCACGCGGUUUCUCCCCCCACACCAGGCCAACCCCGAUCCUCCGAGGUGUCGAGACCACCGUGGAAAUGCUUCGAAGUCCGGGCGAAGAGCUCGGCUUUUCAAUUGUCGGAGGAGCUGACACACUAAUGGGUGGCGUUUUCAUCCACCAAGUGCAUAACGGAAGCUUUGUUUGGAGGGACGGUCGUUUGAAGCCCGGAGACCAGAUUCUCGCUGUCGGAGAUCUCGAUCUGCGUCAGUCGAACCACGCGGCCGCCACCAAGGCCCUUCGUGAAACCCAAGAGCGCGUUCUGAUUACAAUUCUUCGCGGGGCGCCGUCUUUAGAGGACACCGCGUCGACCCUGAUCUCCCUUUCCGCCGGCGAUAUGCUCCAGACCUUCAACGUCACUCUCCAAAAGCAGCCGGGACAGGCCUUCGGCUUGGUUCUCGACGACAUUCCCGGUGGCGUGUACACCGGCGGCGUGGUAAUCGUUGAUGUUGCUGAUGGCAGUCCGGCCUCAAGGUCGUCGGUGUUAGCUUCAGGCGAUGUGAUUCUUGAGGUUGAUGGAAUUGAUGUUCACAAGGCCUCUUUCCAGGAUGUAACCGCUUUGCUUAAGACAUUCCCAAAUAGCGUUUUGCCGUUAACUGAAACAUUACAUGCAUCGCUCUCCCUGUGCUUGUGUGUCCGCCCCCUUAUGCUCCUCCCCCCCCCCGACUCCCCCUCUACACCCACAUCUUUCCGCCCCCCCUCCCCACCACCACUCGCCUCAUCCCCCUCCAACGUCGAAUCGACAGUCCUAGGUGUUCUCUCGCCAAUCCGUCGACCUUCAACCGUGCCUGUGCAUGUGUUCAGUUUACGGCUGGAGCAUUGCGUGUGUGUUCGGUGCUUCGCCCUCACGCCGUGUAAGUCGCCUCAGUGCGUUUUUGCUGUUACACGCUCAGUGCCUCGACUGCGACUCUUCACGGUCCUCCUGACGCGCCCGCCACUCCAGGGCAUCGGCGGCGCCUCGACCUCCGCACCCUCCUUCCGCGCCCUCGUCGUCGACGCCCACGUCCCCGGCGUCUUCGGUCUCAUCUUGCGCGCAGCCACCGACGGCGAACUGAGCUGCGCGCCUGGCAACCUCGUCGUCGACUCCAUCGUGCCCGACUCGCCCGCCGCCCGGUCUGGCAUGCUUCAGGUAAGUACACGUCGCGCUCUAAUCCCAACCAGCCAACCACACGUCGCACUCUACUCCCAACCAGCCAACCACACGUCGCACUCUACUCCCAAUCAACCAAUCACACACGCUGACGCUCGCGAGCGACUGUACAGGUGUAAACUGGUAUCGGUCACUUCUGCCGGUACUGUAACCUCGCGUGAUGGUGAUUGGUUGAUUUUGUCCACUCAGAUUGGCGAUCGCCUGCUGGGCAUUGAUCGUGAGCCAGUGGGUUGGCUGACGGUGGCUGACGUGGAGCGCUUCGCUCGGCCCUACGACUCGCUCACCUUCGAAUUCGGUCGUCUCCCACCGCUGCACUCGCGAACCUCCACGUACUCCUCGCCCUCCGACCACCUCGUCUUCGACGCCUACGAUUUCGGACUGGGCACCUUGCGCGAAGGGGAGGUAGUCCGCGCCAGUUCCCCCAUCUCCGUCAAUCCCGUCCGCUACCACCCCGAACCAGCAGCGGGCGCCAAUCAGCGCGCCGCUGGAGACCCGAUUCGGCCGUCCGGUCGCAACGACUCCACGUCCGUCACCGCCACAACCUACAACUACGAAGUGGACGAGGAGGAGGAGGAAGACAAGGAGGUGGAGGACAUGGGCAACGGCGUCAACAUUCGACAGAUCCAACUGCCGUUUGUGCCGCAGUCUUCCUCGAACGACGUCAGGCCUCAUCCACGCCUGGGGCUCUCCAUCUCCGCGGGGAAGGGCUCUUCCAGCGGCCAGUGGGUCGUCGGCGUCACCCCCAACUCGCCAGCUGCCCAAUCUGGUCUGCGGGUCGGCGACUGCAUUCUCGGCCUCGACGACCGCCUCCUCAUCGCCUGUGGAGGCCAUGACUCCGCGAAGGUCCUCCAAGCCAUCGAAACCGCGUGGGCGUCGCGUCUGCCGACCACCGACGCCCAGCAGGUGCGUUUCCGCGUUUUGCGUCUGUGUCUGGCGCCGUCCCCGAAAUGCACACAGGCUCCCGUCUCGUUGCCGACAGCCGCUGAAAAGAAGAGUCCCUUCCCGCAGUUUGAUGUUCCGACGCGUCGCUCUGACGCCCUCCUGCCUCCACAAUACUUCAGGGCGAACAGACGCUACCCUAAAGAUGUCGGUGACAAUUUGGACGUGCAUCUGCAGGCCGCCCCGCCAGGACUCCUGACACCGUUGAUGGUUGGAGUUACUGCUGGCGCCGUGGGUGGUGCGCUUUACCGAGGCGCCGUGGACGAUCCCGUCGGCCAGACGUACUUCCACCCUCCGGGUGAGUCAGGUGACCACGUCGCUGUCGCCACGAACGGCUUCUCACUGGAUGCCGGGGACAGUCACGCAACCAACUACGAUGACAUCGUUGAACGCGAGGCGCUGUUUGAGGAUCAUGAUGCCGACGGCGAUUUAUUCCACAAGGGCGAUGGGGACUAUGACAAUGGCAACGAAAAUUUUGAUCAGGGCAACUCGAUGGAAUCGCCGGAGCCGCUUGAUUACAGGGGAGAUGGCGCAGAGGACACUUACUAG
Mesocestoides corti is the source of this 9975-nucleotide messenger RNA. The record is from the annotation of a GenBank genome assembly. NCBI's taxonomy places the organism in Eukaryota, Metazoa, Platyhelminthes, Cestoda, Cyclophyllidea, Mesocestoididae.